AUGUCUGAUUGGAAGAAACAUAAUACUACUUUGAAAAUACUUAGGUUCGCUCAGGAAGGCCAGUAUGGUGUGCUUUCUACAAUUGCUUACACUCUAGACCAUGUUAUUGCGAUGAUUAGAGCAGCAGAAAACAAAAAUUCGCCAUUGAUUAUCCAGAUGUUUCCAUGGGUCAUUAGUCAUUCCAAUGGAGACUUGGUGAAAUGUGCUUCAAUGUUGGCAAAAAAGGCUAAAGUUCCUGUGGCUAUUCAUCUUGAUCAUUGUCAAGAUCCUGCAAUCGUAAAGCUUGCUGCUGAAAAAUUACCAUUUGAUUCAAUAAUGGUAGAUAUGUCACAUUAUGAGAAAGCUGAUAAUUUGGCAAGAACCAAGGAACUUGUCCAAUUAUGCAACAAAUAUCACAAGGCAACUGAAGCUGAACCAGGAAGAAUUGAAGGUGGUGAAGAUGGAAUAUGUGACACAACCGAACUUGAGGGAAUAUUAACUACCCCUGAGGAAGCAGAGUUGUUUUUAGAAACAGGAAUUGAUAUCUUAUCUCCAGCUUUUGGGAAUUUGCACGGAAAUUAUCCUUCAGCCGGACCAAACUUGAGAUUCGACAUUUUAGAAACAUUAGCUCCUAAAGUGGAGGAGAAAAAUGCCUUACUUUGUCUUCAUGGAACAAAUGAUUUCACUCCAAAAUUGAUACAUGAAAACAUUUCAUUCAAAAUGUCAAAAAUAAAUGUGAACAAGCUUGUUUUAGAUACACAUUUGAAGUAUUUUGAAGAAAAUGCAUCAAAGUUGCCAUUAACUGACCUACUUGAUAAAAGUAAUGAUUUAUUAGUCGAAAGGUUAGAGUACUGGAUGGAUGUGUUUGGUUCAUCAGGAAAGGCCUGA
Messenger RNA from Debaryomyces fabryi, 867 nucleotides. Its product is annotated as class II fructose-bisphosphate aldolase. Lineage: Eukaryota; Fungi; Ascomycota; Pichiomycetes; Serinales; Debaryomycetaceae. Gene Ontology annotation, biological process: carbohydrate metabolic process. The record is from RefSeq and is a predicted model, not a curated record. Gene Ontology annotation, molecular function: aldehyde-lyase activity; zinc ion binding. The coding region runs from base 1 to 867 and encodes 288 amino acids. The transcript has a single exon.